Molecule: messenger RNA, 4340 nt
Organism: Etheostoma cragini (Arkansas darter)
Lineage: Eukaryota; Metazoa; Chordata; Actinopteri; Perciformes; Percidae
Product: hexokinase-1-like
Exons: 21
Coding region: 359-3115 (918 amino acids)
Biological process (GO): glucose 6-phosphate metabolic process; glycolytic process; intracellular glucose homeostasis
Cellular component (GO): mitochondrion; cytosol
Molecular function (GO): glucokinase activity; fructokinase activity; mannokinase activity
Source: RefSeq, a predicted model, not a curated record
UUGCUGUCUCACCACUCAUGCUUCCUGGCUUUACUCACAUGCUCAGAGAGGGAAGAGCUAUAGUGUCUUAGCCACACAUGAAGAAGGUCUGUCUAUUUUAAACCACACCGGACUGGACUCAGGAUAUUUUUAUAUCUCCUAAAGCGUAUGACAGAUUGUAUGUAAAGUAGAGCCAGAAAAGAGUUUGAGUUCCUUUAUUUUACAUUUUUCUGUAGGAUUUUUCUCCAUCUGACUGGAGGUGGUCGUGUGUGUGACAGACAGCCAGAGAGAGAUAGGGAUACAGAGUGUGUGUGUGUGUGUUUGUUUGUUUGUUUGAGUGAGUCUGCAUGUGUGUGUGUGAGAGAGAAAGAGGACCAGGAUGAUUGCGGCCCAGCUACUAGCCUAUUACCUCACUGAACUCAAGGAUGAUCAGGUUAAAAAGAUUGAUAAGUACCUGUACUCCAUGCGUUUCUCUGAUGAGACGUUAAAGGAAAUCACGCAGCGGUUUCGGAGGGAGCUAGUCAAAGGACUGGGGCGGGACACUAACCCCACUGCUGUGCUGAAGAUGCUGCCAACGUUUGUGCGGUCAAUCCCUGAUGGCUCAGAGAAGGGAGACUUCAUUGCGUUGGAUUUGGGAGGUAGUAACUUCAGGAUUCUCCGCGUCAGAGUGAGCCAUGAGAAGAAACAGACCGUUCAGAUGGAGAGUCAAAUCUAUGACACACCAGAGGACAUCAUCCACGGCAGUGGAACAGGACUGUUUGACCAUGUGGCAGAGUGUCUUGGUGACUUCAUGGAGAAACACAACAUCAAAGACAAGAAGCUCCCAGUUGGAUUUACCUUCUCCUUCCCCUGCCAGCAGACCAAACUAGAUGAGGGCUGUCUGAUAACAUGGACAAAGCGUUUCAAGACCAGUGGAGUGGAGGGAAUGGACGUUGUCAAGCUUCUCAACAAAGCCAUUCAGAAACGCGGAGACUAUGAAGCUGACAUCAUGGCAGUAGUGAAUGAUACUGUGGGAACAAUGAUGACCUGUGGUUUUGAUGACCAGCGCUGUGAAGUCGGCAUUAUCAUUGGUACUGGUACCAAUGCGUGCUACAUGGAGGAGCUGCGUCACAUUGACCAGGUGGAGGGAGACGAGGGUAGGAUGUGUGUCAACACUGAGUGGGGAGCCUUCGGAGACGACGGCAGGCUGGAAGACAUCAGGACAGAGUUUGACAGAGAGAUAGACCGAGGCUCUCUCAACCCCGGAAAACAGCUAUUUGAGAAGAUGGUCAGUGGAAUGUACAUAGGAGAGCUGGUUCGUCUCAUCCUGGUGAAGAUGGCCAGAGAGGGCUUGCUGUUCGAUGGGAGGAUCACCCCUGAGCUGCUCACUAAAGAGAAGCUUGAGACCAAACACAUCUCAGCCAUAGAGAAGAGCAAGGAGGGGUUGACCAAGGCCAAAGAGAUCUUAAGCAGACUUGGCGUGGAGCCCUCACACGAUGACUGCAUUGCUGUGCAGCAUGUUUGCACAAUUGUGUCUUUUCGCUCUGCCAACCUGAUAGCUGCCACGCUGGCAGGAAUCCUACUGAGGCUAAAGGAGAACAAAGGCGUGGCACGACUUCGAACCACUGUAGGCAUCGAUGGAUCUCUGUACAAGAUGCACCCACAAUAUGCCCGUCGUCUUCAUAAAACAGUCCGUCGUUUGGUCCCAGACGCUGAUAUUCGAUUCCUCCUAUCAGAGAGUGGCAGUGGCAAAGGAGCAGCCAUGGUAACAGCUGUGGCCUACCGACUCGCCGAACACUCACGAGAAAUUGCCCAAACGCUGUCUGAAUUCCGCCUGACGACCGAACAACUGCUGGAUGUAAAGAAGAAAAUGAGGACCGAGAUCCAAAAUGGCCUUUCAAAGAGCACUCAAGACUCUGCUACUGUCAAAAUGCUGCCAACCUUUGUAAAAAGCACUCCUGAUGGCUCAGAGCAUGGUGAUUUCCUGGCUUUGGAUUUAGGAGGAACCAACUUUAGAGUUCUGUUGGUUAAGAUUCGUUCAGGCAAGAAGAGAACAGUGGAGAUGCACAACAAAAUCUACGCUAUUCCUCUAGAAGUGAUGCAGGGCACAGGAGAGGAGUUGUUUGAUCACAUCGUGCAGUGUAUCAGUGACUUCCUGGACUACAUGGGGAUGAAGAAUGCUCGUCUUCCUCUGGGCUUCACCUUUUCGUUUCCCUGCCGGCAGACCAGCCUGGAUGCUGGCUUCCUGUUGACAUGGACCAAGGGCUUCAAAGCGACAGACUGUGAAGGAGAAGAUGUGGUGGGAUUGUUGAGGGAGGCCAUUAAGAGGAGAGAGGAGUUUGACCUGGAUGUAGUAGCUAUAGUGAACGAUACAGUGGGAACCAUGAUGACCUGUGCUUAUGAAGAGCCCACCUGUGAGAUUGGGCUCAUCGCUGGCACUGGCAGUAAUGCUUGUUACAUGGAGGAAAUGAGGAACAUUGAGAUGAUAGAAGGAGAUGAGGGACAGAUGUGUGUCAACAUGGAGUGGGGAGCUUUCGGUGACAAUGGAUGUCUUGACGACAUUAGGACAGAGUAUGACCGCGCUGUGGAUGAUUUAUCCCUCAAUCCAGGCAAACAAAGAUAUGAGAAAAUGUGUAGCGGAAUGUAUCUCGGGGAAAUUGUCCGAAACAUCCUGAUAGAUAUGACCAAGAGAGGAUUCCUGUUUAGAGGACAGAUUUCUGAAACACUAAAGACCAGAGGCAUCUUCGAAACCAAGUUCCUCUCACAGAUAGAGAGUGACAGAUUGGCUUUGCUGCAGGUUAGAUCCAUCCUGCAACACUUAGGGCUGGACAGCACCUGUAAUGACAGUAUCAUUGUCAAAGAGGUAUGUGGGGCAGUGUCACAUCGUGCAGGUCAGAUUUGUGGGGCAGGAAUGGCGGCUGUGGUCGAUAAGAUCAGAGAGAACCGAGGACUGGACCAUCUGGACAUCACUGUAGGGGUGGACGGGACACUCUACAAACUGCAUCCACAUUUCUCCGGGGUCAUGAUCCAGACAGUAAAAGAACUGGCUCCUCAGUGUAACGUCAACUUCCUGCUGUCAGAGGACGGCAGUGGGAAAGGAGCAGCACUCAUCACAGCCGUGGGCUGCCGGCUGAGACAGGAGUCAAACAAUAAAUAGAAAAUAUCUCUUCUGUCUCGCUGUCAUCUCCCCAUCUUACUGUGUGCCCCCUCUCUUCUCCAACCUUUUCUUUCCCUUUGUCUUCUGUCCUCCUGAAUCCAACCACUCCAGUCAACGUAUCACACUCCUGUAGCUGCUUUAGCUAAUCUACAUAACAGAGAGGAUGAUAGCUUAAAUAAAACAUGCACAUUCAACUCCUGUAAAAAAAAAAAAAGAAGAUGUGCAGGGUAGAAACAAAGUGGCCACACGCUCCUGUAAUGUUCCUAUGAGUUGUUUAUCAUUGCCAUCUGGAGGAUAAUUGCAGUCUUUUACAAUAUACCAAGUACAACCGUUGCAAGACAAUUUCCAAAAGCAUUGCAGAGAAAAGUUUUUUCUCACCACAUGUUGAGUAACUGUAGGGACGUAAAAACUUGGUUUUAGACCAAAGUUUUCAAAGUGUGUCUGCUACUCACUGUCUCUUCAAUAAGACGAAGAAGGGAUACAAGGAAAUAUAUAAAUGUAUAAUUAGAUGAAAGGGAAUAUUUUUGCUCAAAGAAAUGUAAGAUCUUACCCAGAUACAGUAUGUUAUACACACUGUUGCUAUUUAUUUUAUUUUUGUAUUGGCCAAUGUUGAAAUUUUUUGCUGUUCAUAUAAUGCGGCAAACAGACGAAGCGACCUCAGUUAGUACCUGCCCUGUAGUGGAGGAUUUAAUAAACCAUGUCGGAGCAGAAGGGUCAAAAAAGAGGGACUGUUUCCAGAUCUGGAGGAUAUGUGACAUGCUUGCUUAAUGUGCAGAUUUGGUCUAAUGUAUGACAGUAAUUCUAUUAUUGUACUAUAAAAUAUGUCUAAAAAGCGCUUGUAUGUUACAAAGUAUGUUGUUGGUUCUAAUCGCUGUUAAUAAGUUUUUCCUCGUCUUAAGAAGUGCUGGCUACACUCAUCAUCACAGUGAGACUUAUCAGUUACUUGGUAACUGCCAGGAAUGCGGUGCUAACAGCCAGUUGAACAACAAUGGCCAAAACGGUGUACAACAGCACAUUUUAUACAUUAGCUGAAACUUUAAAGGGAAUUGAAGCAUUUGGGAAAUGAAGUGUCUCCCUAUCCUCACUCACUGUACUCCAUAUGCUCCAAAAGAUUCAGAAGAGUGUUUAAGUGAACUACUGUAUGACUCAUUCAUGUAACAUAAUUCAUGCAAAGUCAUAUUUAUUUUUCUUUGUAAUAAAAUCCAAUCAUAAUAUUGCUGUUAAU